CUCAAAGCCACCACAAAGUUUACUCACCGACAGGAGAGGCGGAACUAGGCGAUAGUGAUCCUGGGGGAGGAGAUAAAAGGGCGCAGACUUGAAAUGGUAGCCGGAGCGACGAAAUGGGCCUCAGGAGCACGUUAUCAAAAGAUCACAGCCAAGGACUGGAGCGAGGAAGAGGAGGAAGAAAAGGAACAGGUGUCCAUUUAUCUGCACACGCCUUCAGCGCGCGUCAUGCUCUCGCGUCAGAAGCGGAACUCCUGCCUUCGUGUCACUGCCUCCAUGACCCUGCUCGGCGUGGGCCUUUACUUUGGGUUUCACGCCUUGUGGCUCAGCGGCCUGGAGUCUCCCGAAGCCGGCGAUGUGGAGGGGAUCCACCUUCACCACCACGAGCACGGAGUUUACCAUCAGGCUGCAGUGAUUACUGAUUCAGAGAUCUGCUCCGGCUUUGCGAAGGAAACUCUGCUUGAAGGCGGCAACGCAGUGGACGCUGGCGUGGUAGCGAUGCUCUGUUUGGGAGUGGUGCAUCCGCACAGCACCGGAAUAGGUGGAGUUCUGACCGCCAUCUUUCACAACGGGACUUCGGGAGCGACCAAGGCCCUGAACGCGCUGCCGACGGAGAGGCUGAAGCCGGGCUUCGGAGCGCCGCUCUUGCUGCAGGGCCUGCGGCUAUUGCACCGCAAGUACGGUGGUCUGCCCUGGGCCCGGCUGCCGGGACGGCCGGCCAAGCUGGCGAGGGAAGGCUUCGCCGUGGACGAGAUCCUGGCGCGGGCGGUGGCCAGAGAGGCGGCGGGAGGGGCCGCUGGGCUGUGCCCGUUCCUCUGCGGCCCGGGGCCAGGGCAAGCGCCAAAGGGCGUCGGCGCCCAAGUCACCAACGAGAAACUGGCCACGGUCUUGGAGGAGGUGGUGCGGAAGAUGAGGGGAGACUCGUUCCCGGAGCCCCUCGCCCGGGACCUGGCCCGUGACUUGAGUUUGGACCCCCAGUCGUUGGCGGAGACCCUCAGACAUCAGAGGGCAGUCCUGAGCAGCCCUUUGGUCACUGAGUUGGACGACUUUACCUUGGCCGUCCCACCAGCUCCCUCCGCAGGAGAGGUCCUGAUCCAACUGGUGGGAAGGGCCAGGCGGCUGGGUCUCUCUUGGGCCAGCCUUGCCAACGAUGUGAACACCUCCAGCACCUACCGAGAUCUUCUCAACGCCGCCCAGCAAGUCUACCAGAAGCUCCUGGGUCUCCCUGGAAGUCCUCGGGAACGAGGUGGGGGCAGGCGUUCCCCGGAUACGGCUCCCGGUGGAAGUCACGUCUUGGUGGUCGAUGGCACCGGCAACAUCUUGGCAAUGGUGGGCUCCCUCAACAGCACCUUCGGGGCCAAGACCUUCUCACCUUCCACCGGCUCCUUCCUCAGUGAUUUCACGGGGAGUCGGGACUCUGGCCUUGUCUACUGGGCCUGCCCGGGAUUGCUGAGGUCCAAGGCAGGAGAGGACUACAUGGUUCUCGUCAGCUCGGGGGGAGCCGACGCCCCCUUCGUUUCUGCUCAGGCCAUCAUCAGCGUGGUUUACCUCGAGCGAUCGGCCAGCGAUGCGUUGGCCGGCCCUCGCUUGUACUUGCACGUGGGACGGCAGGGAGCCCUACACAAGGCCGUCUCGGGACUCAAAAGCGAUUCCGAAAUAUUCGCCCACCUGUCCCGGGAGGUCCCGGGCCUGGAACUGGUCAAUGGGACGGCGGAGGGUGUGACCAGCACCCUGGUCGAAUCCCACCUAGGACACAAGAGAGCUUACGCACACCCACAGACAUGUGCCUUUGUAGAUGGUUAUUGAUUACAGUACAGCACAGGAACAGGCCCUUCGGCCCACACUGUUCAUGCCAACCUUGAUGCCUGGUUCAUCUCCAGUGCCCGCACGUGAUCCAUAUCACUCCAUUCCAUGCCUACGGAGCAGCACAGCACAGGAACGGACCCUUCGGCCCACAAUGUCCGUGCCGAACAUGAUGUGU
Molecule: messenger RNA, 1978 nt
Organism: Amblyraja radiata (thorny skate)
Lineage: Eukaryota; Metazoa; Chordata; Chondrichthyes; Rajiformes; Rajidae
Gene: ggt6
Product: gamma-glutamyltransferase 6
Exons: 4
Coding region: 94-1803 (569 amino acids)
Cellular component (GO): extracellular exosome
Source: RefSeq, a predicted model, not a curated record